Nicrophorus vespilloides is the source of this 2368-nucleotide messenger RNA. RefSeq names its product tRNA (cytosine(34)-C(5))-methyltransferase (gene Nsun2). The record is from RefSeq and is a predicted model, not a curated record. NCBI's taxonomy places the organism in Eukaryota, Metazoa, Arthropoda, Insecta, Coleoptera, Silphidae. The transcript is spliced from 5 exons. Gene Ontology annotation, molecular function: tRNA binding; tRNA (cytidine-N5)-methyltransferase activity. The coding region runs from base 134 to 2284 and encodes 716 amino acids. Gene Ontology annotation, biological process: tRNA methylation. Gene Ontology annotation, cellular component: cytoplasm; nucleus.
UAUAGGUUACGUUUGUAGGGUUUAAGGUUAUGUUGUUCAUUUGCAGUGUUUGCAGGUCGAAGACUGUAACAACACACGUGUUUUAUAACAUAAAUAAUUAUUUUCGUUCCUUGUUAGUGUUUCUAUUGACGAAAUGGGUAAGAGGAAGGCAGGUUUUCGGAAGGGCAGAGCCUCGCGCGCAAAAGUAAGCAAAGUGGAAGAAGCACAACCAGGUGAAGACAACAGAAUACCUUACCAGGAUAUUGUCAAGGGGAACGAGAAAUUUGAACAGUACUACAAGACUGUGGGUAUUUGCAAGGAAAGUGAAUGGGAUGAAUUCAUGCAAUCCAUUAAAUCAGAUUUGCCAACGACAUUCAGAAUAACUGGAUCCAAGAGUGUGGCAAAAAAAAUGGUUGAAGUUGUUAAAGGGCAAUUCCUGAAAGAUUGCUUAAACAAUGGCCACACAAAUGAAUUUGACACAACAAUUUAUCCGUUGCCAUGGUAUCCUGAUAAUCUGGCUUGGCAGAUGAACUUAACGAAAAAAGAAAUCAGACGUGAAGAGGCUUUUUACAAGUUGCACAACUUUUUAAUUAUGGAGACGGAGAAUGGUACAAUUUCGCGGCAAGAAACUGUUAGCAUGUUGCCGCCGCUCGUACUCGAUGUUAAGCCACAUCACACAGUUUUAGAUAUGUGCGCCGCUCCGGGAUCGAAAACCGCGCAAUUAUUGGAGAUGUUGCACGGCGAAGACGACGCCAUCCCAUCUGGAUACGUAAUUGCCAAUGAUGUUGAUAACAAAAGAUGUUAUAUGUUGGUUCAUCAAGCGAAGCGUCUGAAUUCACCGUGCUUGGCUGUCAUCAACCACGACAGUGCUAUUCUUCCGAAUUUGACGUGUUCAAUGCCAAACGGUUCAAUGGAGCAAGUGCAGUUCGAUAGGAUUCUUUGCGAUGUGCCGUGCUCUGGCGAUGGUACUUUACGUAAGAAUCCCGACAUCUGGAUGAAAUGGACUCAGGCCAAUGCAAUUAAUCUGCACGGAGUUCAAUCGAGGAUUUUCAGGAGGGGCUGCGAACUGUUGAAAGUCGGUGGUCGCUUGGUCUAUUCAACGUGCUCUCUGAAUCCACUAGAGAACGAAGCUGUAAUCCACAGAUUGUUGUCCGAGACUGACGGUGCAAUGAGGUUGGUGGACGUCACCUCCACUCUUCCAGGCCUGAAUUAUUCUCCGGGCAUGGAAAGUUGGGUAGUCGGGUCGAGGAAUUUAGAGUUUUACAAGACAUGGGAAGAGGUUGACGAAAAUUGGAGAACGACGAUUCGGCCGCAGAUGUUCCCACCGAAGCCGGAGGACAGAGCCAAAUACGAGCUGAAUAAGUGCAUUCGUAUUUUGCCGCACCAGCAGAACACUGGCGCCUUCUUCGUAGCGGUUUUAGAGAAGCUGAAGCCGAUCAGUCCGAAGGAGAAGUCUUUCAAGAUCAUGAAUGCGGAAGAGGAGAGGCUGAAGAAGGAAAAGGAAGACAGGUUGCCGGAGAAUCAGAGGAAGAGGAGGAGGAGGGACGGAUACAGGGAAGAUCCUUUCGUGUUCUUCAAAGAAGACGAGGACGUUUGGCCAGACAUCAAGAGUUUCUAUGAACUGUCCGAUGACUUCGAUUGCAAGAAUCUGUUGGUGCGUUGCACUGUCGGUAAGAAAAAGAAUAUUUAUUUGACAUCUUCGGCGAUGCGCGAUUUGGUCAUCCAAAAUCAGGGCACGAUCAAAUUCAUCAAUACCGGUGUCAAACUGUUCGUCAGAUCAGAUAACCGCAACAUGAAGAAGUGUCCGUUCAGAAUAGCGAAUGAUGGUCUUGAAAGUAUAUUUAAUAGCAUAGGACCUGGUCGCAGGGUGACAAUUCCUAAGGACGAUUUGAUCACCUUAUUGAUGAACGAUACUCCAGAUCAAGCACCACUCAUUGAAUCUCUUUCGGAGGUGGUGCAGGCACAAUUGAAAGAUUUGGCCGCAGGAAGUUGCGUUCUAAUUUACAAGGAGGAGGGUGAAGAUGGUUUGGUAUUGCAUUUGAGCGGAUGGAGAGGAACGACAACACUCAGAGUAUACAUGGCUCAUUGCAAUUCCGUGCAUUUGCUGAGGUUAUUAGGCGGAGAUGUUUCCAAAUUCGAUAUCAAUAAAUUCCAGAAAGCAAAGGACGAAGUUGCUAAGAAACUUGCGGAAGAAGAGAAGGCAAGUGACGAAGCAGAAACUGGUGAAGAGGAAAAGGCGAGUGAUGAAGUUGAAACUAAAACUGAAGAAAAUGUUGAAAAUAAGGACCAACCACAAGCUAAUUAAUGUUUUGUUAUCUUAUCCAUUGUAAUUGGAUAAAAGCAAUUUAAGUUAUUAUUACGGAAAAAUAAUAAUGAAGAAAUGUCUAAU